GGAGGCGUAAUCUUGAGCAGCAGCGGCGGUGCUGCUGUGGUGACAGUUGAGUUCACCGUUUCCCCCCUCCCUUCCCCCGCUCGCCUCGGGACCGGCUCGGGAUGGCCUCCAGCUACAAGAAGCCAUCACUGGGGGCUCCAGUUCAGAGGAAGAAGGCAGCACCCAAAACUGAACUUACUGAAGAGCAGAAGCAGGAGAUCCGGGAGGCCUUUGAUCUGUUUGAUACUGAUGGGACUGGGAACAUCGAUGUGAAAGAGUUGAAGGUCGCCAUGAGGGCUCUUGGUUUUGAACCCAAGAAAGAUGAAAUCAAGAAAAUGAUCUUAGACAUUGAUAAGGAAGGAACUGGAAAGAUUACCUAUGACGACUUCUUAGGAGUGAUGACUCAGAAAAUGGCUGAAAAAGAUUCAAAAGAAGAGAUUCUGAAAGCCUUCAAACUGUUUGACGAUGAUGAAACCGGCAAAAUCUCUUUCAAAAACCUCAAACGUGUGGCCAAAGAACUGGGGGAGAAUCUUACAGAUGAGGAGCUUCAGGAAAUGAUUGACGAAGCUGACCGGGACGGUGACGGGGAAGUCAACGAGCAGGAGUUCUUGAGGAUCAUGAAGAAGACUAGUCUCUACUGAAAUGCUUGGUGUGCCGUGUGUGUGUGUGUGUGUGUUGUCGAGUCUCCUUGUCUGCUGGCUGAGUUUGGCCUCCGUGGUGCCUGUUUGGAAGAGAUGAGGAGCAGGCCGGAUCUCACUAGCUUUCAGAUGACCCUCACAGUCAGCUUUUGCUUUUGCUUUUUUUUUUUUUAACACCAUGGUAUCUGUUGACUCUCUCCUCUGUCUCCUUCCUCCGACCCAUCUCGUAUUGUUGUAAAUAUCAAAUCCAGUCAUGUGAGGCCUACUCGGUUAAGCUACCUUUUGAAGGAGGACUUAGGCAUUUGUGGAGGACUUCUGCAAAGUAUUGUUUAUUUUUUUAUUUUUGCCAGGGACAAUUUAGAUAUUCUAAGAAACAAGGACGUUUCUUUUUUAAAACUGUUGUUUUAAAGUAUCCAAAGCUUGCAUUGUAACGGCACUUAGUACGUGCCAAAGUGAAAAGAAGCCAAAGUGGAUGGUUUCAGUAUAGGUUCUGCUCCUGAUUCACGUUGAUCAUUUUCUGUCUCCGCCAUCUAGGAAGUGACCUGAUUCUGGAUGUUGAGAUUAAAUGGCAGUGCCUACCAUAUCUAAGCCUUGGUUUAAAAGAAAGAGUGCACUUACUAGCUUUUACACUUUUUUUGAAAAAGCAUUGAAUAUAAAGUCUGUGUCUUUAAUGCCCAAAUUGCCUGAAAGGAGCCUGUAACAGUUCCCCCCCAUCCCCCAAAUGUUCAUGGUUUGUGUUUUUAACUAUGAAAUGUAAAUAUGAUGUCAUUUGGUUCAUGGCCGCAAA
Molecule: messenger RNA, 1404 nt
Organism: Elgaria multicarinata webbii
Lineage: Eukaryota; Metazoa; Chordata; Lepidosauria; Squamata; Anguidae
Gene: CETN2
Product: centrin 2
Exons: 5
Coding region: 102-620 (172 amino acids)
Biological process (GO): mitotic cell cycle; centriole replication; nucleotide-excision repair
Cellular component (GO): centrosome; centriole
Molecular function (GO): calcium ion binding
Source: RefSeq, a predicted model, not a curated record